AUGACUAUUAGCAAAUUGACUCCACCACAACUACCACCUACUUGGAAUGACACUCCUGAGAACAUUUUGGAGCUUGCCGACAAGUUUAUUGCCGAUGCGAAGGCUCUUGAUGAUAAGCUUGCCAAAGUGGAGAACCCAACCAUUGAUAACUUGAUUAGGCCGUAUUACACAUUUUCAAAUGAAAAUAAACUACAAGUUCUUCGUUUAGGGUUUUAUCGUCAAGUUUCUGAGAACCCAGAUAUCAGAAAAGCGUCAAUCGAAGCUUCUAAAAAAAUCAGCGAGUUUGGUAUUGAAUCUGGUUUGAGAGAAGAUCUUUUUGUUCAAUUCAAAAAGGUUUACAUGGAAACUAAGGAUGACAAAUCCUUAGACCCAGAAUUAUCUAGAUAUAUUUACAAGGUCUAUAACAGAUAUAAACGCAGAGGUUUAGAGUUGCCAUUGGAACAAAGAUCUAAAGUCGAAUCGAUUUCCAAAGAAUUAUCUCAAUUAUCUAUUGAUUACCGCAAUAAUUUGAAUGAACAAACUGAAUUUUUAUUAUUUGAUAAAAAAGAAUUGAAAGGUGUUCCAGAAAAUAUCGUUUCGCAAUUUGCUGAUGUGGAAGGAAAAUUAAAAGUCACUUACAAAUAUCCUGAUAUCAUUCCUGUUAUCAAGUAUGCCAAAGACCCACAAACAAGAAGAACUGCUAUGCUUGGUAAUCAAAACAAAGUCGGCCAGAAUGCUGCGAUUUUGAAGCAAGCAAUUGUUAAAAGAGCUGAAUUGGCGAAUGUUUUGGGAUAUAAAUCUUAUUCUGAAUAUGUUCUUGAAGAAAGAAUGACAAAGACCCCAGAAAACGUCUUGUUGUUUGAGAAUGAUUUGUUGAAAAAAUUGAAGCCAAAAGGUCAAUCCGAAGUGGAAGCGCUAAUGAAGCUCAAAUUGAAAGACUAUGAUGAAUUAGGGCUUGAUACUACCAGCAAGGAAGCUAAUACCUUUUUUAUGUGGGAUUUGUCGUAUUAUCACAAUAUCCUUUUAGAAGAGGAAUAUAAAGUCGAUGAGCAAAAGAUCUCGGAAUUUUUUCCUUUGGAAUCUACCAUAAAAAAGAUGUUAGGUUUUUAUGAAGUAUUGUUCCAAUUGAAAUUUAUUGAGGAAACUAAUCCUGAGAGAAAGCGCACUUGGCAUAAGGAUGUGAAACAAUUCGCACUCUGGAAAACUGACAACCCUGAAGAACCAGAAUUUUUGGGCUGGAUUUAUUUCGAUCUACAUCCAAGAGAUGGAAAGUACGGCCAUGCUGCUCAUUUUAUCAUUAAAGGUGGAUACUACGAUGAAAUUAAUGGGGUGAAAGAAAGACCAGUGAGUGCCUUGGUUUGCAAUUUUUCUAAACCACAGAAUGACAAGCCUUCAUUGUUGAAGCACUCUGAAGUAAAAACUUUUUUCCAUGAACUAGGCCACGGUAUUCAUUCUUUGGCUUGUGAAGUCAAAUUUUCUAUGUUCCAUGGUACUGCUGUGGCUCGUGAUUUUGUUGAAUGUCCAUCUCAAAUGUUGGAAUUUUGGGUUUGGUCUGCCCCGGAGUUGAAAAAAUUAUCAUCACACUAUGAAACAGGAGAACCUUUGGAUGAUUCCUUAAUAGAAUCCAUGGUCAGAUCAAAACAUGUUAACGGUGGGCUUUUCUUGCUUAGACAGGUUCAUUUUGGAUUAUUUGAUAUGACCUUGCACAAUUCUAGUGAUGGCGUUGUUGAUGUCGACCAUGCAUGGAAUAGGUUGAGAGAAGAAAUCUCCUUGACCAGUAUUGAUCAUGAGAAUACUGUUGGAUAUGCGUCAUUUGGCCAUAUGAUGGGAGGGUAUGCGUCCGCCUAUUAUGGUUAUUUAUAUUCUAAAGUUUUUGCGACUGAUAUCUAUUAUACAAUUUUCAAGAAAGAUCCAUUCAAUACAGAAAAUGGAGUCAGAUACAGAGACAUUAUUUUAAAGAGAGGUGGAUCCAUAGAUGAAAUCGAUAUUUUGAAAGAAUUGUUGGGCAGAGAGCCAAACUCUGAUGCAUUCUUGAUUGAGCAUGGUGUCAAUUCUGGGAAAUUAUAA
Molecule: messenger RNA, 2046 nt
Organism: Saccharomycopsis crataegensis
Lineage: Eukaryota; Fungi; Ascomycota; Saccharomycetes; Ascoideales; Saccharomycopsidaceae
Product: M3 family metallopeptidase
Exons: 1
Coding region: 1-2046 (681 amino acids)
Biological process (GO): proteolysis; peptide metabolic process
Cellular component (GO): mitochondrial intermembrane space
Molecular function (GO): metalloendopeptidase activity
Source: RefSeq, a predicted model, not a curated record